GAAGAGAGAGAGAGAGAGAACCCGGAUUCAAGGACUACACUUCCCGGCGUGCUUUGAGGAAAGGGGGCGUGGCUGAGACAAGCCUUUUGCCGGCUGGGAAAAAACGAGGCUGAAAGAGACGCUGCGAGGAGGAGGAGGAGGAGGAGGAUGGCCGAGCUCAAAGUCUUCCCGCUCUCCUGCGCGGUGCAGAACUAUGCCUGGGGCAAGGCCGGCCGGGACAGCGAAGUCGCCAAACUCUUGGCCAGCAGCGACCCCACUGCGCAAAUCGAAGCAGAGAAGCCCUACGCAGAGCUUUGGAUGGGCACUCACCCCAAAGGCGACGCCGUGAUCUGUGACAACCGCAUCCCGCAGAAGACCUUGGGCCAGUGGAUUGCGGUCAACCCGGGAUGCCUGGGCUCCAAGGUGAAGGACUCUUUCCAGGGCCAGCUGCCCUUCUUGUUCAAAGUGCUGUCGGUCAACACGGCUUUGUCCAUCCAAGCCCAUCCCACCAAGGAACUGGCCGAGAAGCUGCACGCUCAGUCUCCGGAGCAUUACCCCGAUGCCAACCACAAGCCGGAGAUGGCCAUUGCCCUCACCCCCUUUGAGGGCAUGUGCGGUUUCCGGCCGGGAGAGGAAAUCGUGGGCUUCCUCCAGAAUGUUCCUGAAUUCCGGACAUUAAUUGGGAACGUGGCGGCGGAGCAGCUGGAGCGCAGUGUGAGGGAUGACCCCCGGGGCGUGGCGGCCGCCUUGCGCGUCUGCUUCACCAGGAUGAUGAAGAGCGAGAAGAAGGUCUUUGUGGACCAGCUCAACAUGUUGGUGAAGCGCAUCUCCCAAGAAGCGGCGGCAGGGAAAGACAUUUCUGCCAGUUGUGGGGAGCUGCUCCUCCGGCUCCAUUCCCAGUAUCCUGGAGACAUUGGCUGCUUUGCCAUCUAUUUCCUGAACGUGGUGAAGCUGCAGCCGGGCGAGUGCAUGUUCCUGGGAGCCAAUGAGCCUCACGCCUACCUCUAUGGAGACUGCAUCGAGUGCAUGGCGUGUUCUGACAACACUGUCCGAGCCGGCCUGACCCCCAAGUUCAUUGACGUCCUCACCUUGUGCGAAAUGCUCAACUAUACUCCAGCUCCCGGCAGCUCCAAGCUCUUGUCCCCCGUGCAAAGCCGCCUGGACCCUUACGUCUACCUCUACGACCCGCCCGUUCCAGACUUCGCUGUCAUGAGGAUCACGAUUCCGGCUUCCAUUAAGUUGUACCUCAUUUCGGCCAUCGACUCGGCUAGCAUCGUGCUGGUGGUGCAAGGGGUGGCCGUGGGCUCCUCCACCGCAGCCACGGCCGAGAUGCCCCUCCGUCGGGGCUCCGUGCUGUUCAUCUCGGCCAACGAGAGCGUCUCCUUGCACCUCUCCAACGGCGAAGGGAUGCUCCUCUUCCGCGCCUGCUGCCUCUUAUAAAUAGCCUGGGACCCUUGGCUCUUCCCUCCUUUGGCUCUGACUCGCAUUGCAUCCAUAGAAGCCGGCCUGGGCCCCUCAGGUUGAUUCCCACCCAUCCCAUCCCUGUGUCAGGAGCCCAGCUUGAUUCCCACUCAACCUUCUUAUGGUUGGCACCCGUUUCCUAUCCUUCUUGCCCUUACGGUUAAUUAUGUUUUGAAAAAGCAGGCAGGAAAUCCCUGCUGCUGAAGAUGGUUUCAUUGCUGCUGCUGUUUCAAAAAUCGGGUUGCUCGGCUAAUGCGGAGCUGGAAAAGCCGCGAUUGUCUAAAUGCCACUAAACUCUAAAUCCCAUCACUCAGCACGGAUUUGGAGUUCAUCAACAUUUAAGGGAGUUGGUGAAAAUUUCAGAACUCUAACAAAACUUUCAACAUGUAAUUAUUAUUUCAUUAUUGGUGAUUUGUAUGACAACCAAUUAGGAACUGCCACUUACAAUGAAAUUUUGAGAGUUUUGUUAGAGUUCUGAAAUUUUCACCACCAGAACUUUAGUUUUAUAAGUACUUUAGAACAGAGAUGGGAAUUGAAUCCUUUUCUCUGGGUGUUUUCUGGACCAUAUCUCCCAGCUUACUGUGUCAUUGGCAAAGCAGGCUGGAGCUACUGGGAGUUGUAGUCCAACAUCUAGAAAUUUGCACAGUUCCCAUCCCUGACCCAAAGUGUUAGCGGCAUCAAGACUGUUUUGGAUAGUAUACAGAUACUUGUUGUUCUAUUCAAGAGAAACUUUAGAUUAUUGACCGAACACAGGCAUGGGCAAACUUUCGCCCUCCGGGUGUUUUGGACUACAACUCUCACAAUUGUGGGAGUUGUAGUCCAAAACACCCGGAGGGCCAAAGUUUGCCCAUGCCUGAUCUAGCAGCAUUCUUUAAUUGAAACAGAAAUGGUUGCAAACCUUGUUAUUUAGAUAU
Molecule: messenger RNA, 2354 nt
Organism: Anolis sagrei ordinatus
Lineage: Eukaryota; Metazoa; Chordata; Lepidosauria; Squamata; Anolidae
Gene: MPI
Product: mannose phosphate isomerase
Biological process (GO): carbohydrate metabolic process; GDP-mannose biosynthetic process
Cellular component (GO): cytosol
Molecular function (GO): mannose-6-phosphate isomerase activity; zinc ion binding
Source: RefSeq, a predicted model, not a curated record